Messenger RNA from Vigna radiata var. radiata (mung bean), 3184 nucleotides. RefSeq names its product protein NETWORKED 2D. The transcript has 2 exons. Lineage: Eukaryota; Viridiplantae; Streptophyta; Magnoliopsida; Fabales; Fabaceae. The record is from RefSeq and is a predicted model, not a curated record. Gene Ontology annotation, molecular function: actin binding. The coding region runs from base 9 to 2954 and encodes 981 amino acids.
CAACCAAUAUGUUGCAGAGAGCCGCAAGCAAUGCUUAUUCAUGGUGGUGGGUUAGCCACAUCCGAACAAAACAAUCAAAAUGGAUGGAGCAAAACCUUCAAGAUAUGGAGGAAAAAGUGCAAAGUGUUAUGAAGCUCUUAGCGGAAGAGGGUGACUCUUUUGCCAAGAGAGCAGAAAUGUAUUACAAAAGGAGACCGGAACUGAUAAUCUUUGUGGAGGAAUCAUUCAAGGCUUACCGGGCUUUAGCCGAACGAUAUGAUCACAUAUCAACAGAGUUACAAAAUGCCAACAACACCAUUGCUUCUGUCUUUCCAGAUCGCGUCCCACUUAUGGAUGAAGAUGACGAUGAUCCAUCACAAAGGCUUCCAAAAAAAAAAACAGAAGGGUUGAAAAAUAUACCAAAGCCUCCCCAUAAAGAUUUGAAAACGGUCAUAACAGCAGCAACAGCCACAAAGAAAUUGCAAUCCAAGAUAGCAGCUGCCACUGCAGCUGCUGCUACUCCAAAAGUUCCUAAAUCUGGUUUGAGCAGAAAAGAUGCCCUUGAAGAGAUUGACAAGCUGCAGAAAGAGAUUCUGGCCCUACAAACUGUGAAAGAAUUUGCAAAGAACUCUUAUGAGAAUUCCCUUAGUAGGUACUGGGACACUGAGGAGCAAAUAAAGGAAUUGCAAGAGAGAGUUUCCUCUCUGCAUGAAGAACUUGGAGAAGGUGUUGACAUUGAAGAUGAUGAAGCUCGGCGUUUGAUAGCAGGAGCUGCUCUUCAAUCAUGCCAAGAGGCAUUGACGCAGUUAGAAAAGAAACAGGAAAGAUCACUUGAUGAAACUAAAAUCGAGUCCAAAAGGGUAAAGGAUGUCAAGGCCAAGGUGGGCUCUCUCAUGGACGAAUUCCAUUAUGAACGGAAGAAUUCUAAAGAGCCAGGGAUCCAAAGUGAUUUAAAAAUAAUAGCAGAAACAGAGUUAGAUGAAAAUGCCAAUGAUUUGACUCGGAAGAAGCAGGAGCUGCAAUUAUUAAAAAAGAACCUUAAAGAGAACUUUGAAACUAGCUCCAAUUCAUCAUUCAGUGUAGCAGAGAUGGCAGAGAAGAUUGAUGAGCUAGUGAACAAAGUGAUCAAUUUGGAAACUUCAGUAUCAUCGCAGAGCGCUAUGGUGAAGAGACUGAGAACAGAAACUGAUGAACUUCACGAGCAGAUUCGAAUUCUGGAAAAGGAUAAGGAGAAUCUUAUCAACGACAAACAUAAAUUGAAUGACCAACUGACGAAGAUGGAAAAAAAGAUGCAUGGAGUAGAGGAUCUAAACCAAAUUGUAGAGGAUCAGAAUAUCAAUCUCCAAACCCAAUUCACUGAUGCACAUUCUAAUCUUGAUCAUCUCUCAGAGAAAGUCCAAAACGUGAAGCCAGAUGAGGAGGCUAAGAUCACACAUUUAUCAGAUGAACAAAAGGACUCAUCACCCCAAGAGGAAUUAAAAUGCGAAUCUACAGCUGAUUUGGUAGAGGAUGAUGCAACAGAUAAGGGGCUUAAGGUUGCUGCUACUGUUGAAGAUGAUCUAGCAUCAGACAAGCCUGAGGUCACUGGCUCACCAUUUGCAAAUAUCACCGGUUCAUUGGAAAAUGAUGUCAAGUCAGUAAAUGAGGUUGAGGUCACCAGUUCCUUAGAAAUGGAAGAAACUACCCCUGUGGAAAACAAAAUUCCCGAAGUGUUAAAAGAACAAGAUAAGAAUGUAAAUCCUGGCAAAGGUGACGAAAAGGCAACAGCUGAUGUGAGCACUACCACAGAAAAUCAGGAAGUCGAACAACAACUAGCAAGCAACAAGCUAGAUAGUUCUUCAGAGAGUUCAGAGAAACAGCAAGAAAAUUAUGCUAAACAAAGUUCAUGUGAGAGAGAGAAUUCUCUCAAAGUUGAUUCCAAGGAGCAAGCAACAGCACAAGAUGAACCUGAUUGGCGGAAAUUGUUUACAAAUGGAAUGCAUGAUAGAGAACAAGUUCUGCUGGCUGAAUAUACUACUACUCUUCGAAACUAUAAAGAUGUCAAGAAGAGGCUGGCUGAAAUAGAGAAGAAAAAUCAAGAUAGCAACUCUGAUUCAUCUGUGCAGCUAAAAGAACUGAAGACAGCCAAUGCCACGAAAGAUGAAGAGAUAAGAACUCUGCGUCAAAAACUAGUUCUCUUGCAGAGAAGCUUUGAAGGAAAUGAAGAUCUGGCAGAGGUAACUGUAGUGAUGCCAUCAGAAAAGAACGGCAUGGAGGAAGUUCUAAAAGUUGAACCUCAAUCUACUUCACCUAUUGAAGACAAAUUCCGGUCAAACAUGGAUGAAAUUCUAGAGCAGAACUUAACUUUCUGGUUAAAUUUCAGUGCUUAUUACUCUGAGAUACAGAAGUUUCAAACCACUAUCAAAGAUUUGGAGACCGAGCUGUCAAAACUACAGGAAAGAGGAAAGACGUCAGAGGGUAGUAGUAGUAUAAAGUAUUCUAUAAGAUCAGAUGCAAAACCAAUUUACAAACACCUAACAGAGAUCCAGGGUGAAAUAACUGUCUGGAUGGAAAAAGGUGCCGUGUUGAAGGAAGAACUGCAUAAUCGAUUCUCAUCUUUGUGUGGCAUCCAAGAGGAUAUAACAGCAGCAUUGAAAUCCAGUGCUGAAGAUGAUGACUUCAGGUUCACAAGCUACCAAGCUGCCAAGUUCCAAGGUGAGAUUUUGAACAUGAAACAGGAAAACAACAAGGUUGCUGAUGAACUUCAAGCGGGUUUAGAUGUUGUAUCGGCUCUCCAACUUGACGUAGAAAAGGCUCUGGUGAACUUGAAUGAUGAACAUGGGUUCUCGGUUUCAAGAAGACAGCAAAAUGGCCAGCUAAGACAAUCAGAGUCUCGGGCCAAGGUUCCACUGAGGUCUUUUAUCUUUGGCUCCAAACCAAAGAAACAAUCAAUCUUCUCCUGUAUGACCCCUGGAAUGAAUCGGAAAUACCGGUAGGAGCAGGACCGUAUGUACAAAGUUUUUUCAUGUAUUACUUUAGUUUUUUCAUCUUUAUGAAAAUUCUUUUAUCUGUUAAAUUAGGCUGCAGUUUAUUGACAGAUGCCUUUUUACUACAACGAAAUAUUCAAUUUUAAAUUUUUGUUGGUUCAUAAAUCUUAAGUUGGUGAGAAGUGUAACAGAAUGUAGUAUUUUGGUCUACCGUUCCCUUCGUAUUUUGAGCAGACGAG